GUAGGCAAGAACCAAAAUAAAAUUUUCGACUUAAGAAUUAUUUUUAAACUCUAAUUGAAUGAAUCAUUUAGGUAAAAGGUCUUGACAACUUCGCUUCAAGAAAAACUUUCUAUCAGCUCGGAGCUCCGCAUAGCAGCAAUACGCUUUCAGACCAGUCUUCGAUUGUUCUGAUAGCGACUAUAUUCAAACCGACUGGCGCAACCUGACCCAUUUAUAGACUUUGAACCGAUAGAAGAUGAUAUGACCUCAAUAUCCAGGAACCAAGAGGCGCUCCACUAGUGCAAAAGCCUGGAAGCGGAUUGUUCCUUACACCUGAGGAGUUUUACAAACGCCUUGAUGACAUGAACGUGUUAAUUGUAGACGUUCGACAAACUAACGAAUACGAUUAAACUAGAAUCAAGAAAAAAAUGCAGGAGGAAUGAUUAAUAUUCCACCCGAACUCAUUCAACCAGGCCUUUUCGCAAAUACGCUAGGGCUUAAAUUGCCACCAGUGACCUGUGUAAUCUGGGAUAAGCGAGAUAGCUUCGACUGCAUUGUCAUUUUGGAUUAUGACACAACAAAGUUUACCUAUGGAUUAGUCGAAAUUACACUGACUACGCAUAUUCAUAACUGAGUGGGACUGCAACAGAAGCUACCGGGAGCUCCCAUUUAUCCUAGAUGGCGGUUUAAAAGAGUUCGUUCAAUGUUAUCCUUCAGAAGUAGAGAAUUCUGGUUGUUUGUUCGCUAAGCAAAGCUCGGAGAUCGACGAUUUGUUGGAUAUAGACUCAGUGGAAUAUCCUGGUUCAGCCUCAGGAGGACUUCAUAGAAACCUCAUGGUUGAUUCGGCAUAUUCUAUGGGCAACAUAGCAAAACCUGUAGAGAGGGACUUCUCCGCAGAAGAUGAAGACCAUGAAGUAGCGCUUAAAUUGCGUAAUAUACGUUCAGAAGGGGCAUUGCCGAAAAAUUCGUACUUUGCCAAGGAGCCAGGUGUAUCUAGUGGCACUUACACGAGCAUUUCCGAGCAUCGAUUUCCAAUGGAAUACAACAAAGGAAACAUUAACCCUGCAGCUUCGACGGACUUCAUGAAGCCGCAAGAUAUGUCGGUUGAGGAACGCGAGGCAAUCCGAAAGCUCAUGGAAGGUGACAGAGAAUUGCUGUUGCUAAAAGCCCGCGCAUCAAAACCAACUUAUCUUCCAGAGCAAUGGAAUGAGGGUAACCAAGACUACUCAAGGUCACCUGAUAGACGGAGAGAUAAUUCUCCAGAGCCGAUGGACAAUGCUGUGCCAACUUAUGUCUCUCCACCUCCUUCCUUUGACAGGAGUUUUAAACCUGCUAAAGUCAAAGAACCAGAAAAAGACGUGAAGGGGCGAGGCUUCACGGGAAUCCGAAAUUACAAGAAUUGCUGUUUUAAGAGCGCGAUCUUACAAUGUAUGAAAACCUUGCCGUUCAUAAAAGAGUACUUUGUGAAUACAAACAGGUACUUAACCCUGAAUCGAAGAGUACCUCCGGUAUUCAAUAUAUUGAUGGGCGAGGUAAGAUUUUCCUAGGCAAAACCUAAAUACCAAAGUGCUGCAAUUGUUAUAGCAAGGUUCAACAGAAUUUUGAACUAAUUAAAAUCGAUAGAACCUUAAAAAGUUCUCUGUCAUUUCGAUAAGAGAUAGCUGACUUCUCG
Messenger RNA from Acanthoscelides obtectus, 1651 nucleotides. Lineage: Eukaryota; Metazoa; Arthropoda; Insecta; Coleoptera; Chrysomelidae. The record is from the annotation of a GenBank genome assembly.